This is a messenger RNA of Colletotrichum acutatum, 1102 nucleotides long. RefSeq lists its product as uncharacterized. The transcript has a single exon. Bases 246 to 905 code for a protein of 219 amino acids. Lineage: Eukaryota; Fungi; Ascomycota; Sordariomycetes; Glomerellales; Glomerellaceae. The record is from RefSeq and is a predicted model, not a curated record.
AAUAGCGGGAUUCCAGCUCACUCACGACGGGGGUAUGUUUUGCUUAACCCCGUCCCAAGGUGCCAUCCCAAGAAUUCCCAAUUCCCCUUGAUUGUCACAAUUGCCAAUGUAAUACCCCGGGCCAAGGCUGAAGGGGCCUGAUCUGAUGUCGCUCCCGUUCCCCCCUUUGGGAUAAUGACAGUUCACAGUACUCCGUACCCCCCCGGCAUUCUGUACUCUCCGUGCGGAUCACCUGGGGUGAGAGAAUGUCCAAAAGUGAGAAGCCUAAAAGUACUGCGCCGAGAACCGUUGCUACCUCAACACCUCACAGGCUCAUCCUCAACCCCGGUCGACCGCCCAGGGCCUCAUACUUUACGGCGCCGAGACAAGGGAUUACAGUACGGCCGCGAAUUGUGCGAAUGCGCGCGGGGGUUAAGCACAGCACCAGCACAGCUUGGUACGAAUUCCCCUGCUGCACCGCCUCAUCCGCCGUCGGCUCCGUCCACGUCCUCCUGCGAGUGCGAGCAGUGCGAGCUUGCGAACCGGGGGCCAGACGACGGGGGAUAGACAUCUGCGGAGAGAUUAGAUGCUGGCCAGCUGACUACCUUCGCGGACACGCGCCAAUCACAGGCCCUUGCGAGCUGGGCGCUACCUUGCGCAGAGAGAGUACGAAAGUACGAAACCCAUCUGUACGGAUACACGGAGUAGAUCCGUACGGAUUUACGAAUGGCCCCGAGCCACACACUCGUUGUUUUGUAGGGCUGAGCCUUGACGAGACAGAGAGAGCAGACGUAGCAAGAGUCUCAUUGCGCCCUAUUCCGUACCGGUUUUACACGUAUUACGUUACGGUACGGUACUCUUUACUUUCCUCUUACUCGGCCGGGUUAGGCAUAACGCCCUUCGCUCUCGGCAUAACUCUUGCUUAACAUUUUCUGUCCGUACCUUACACAAAGUACCUUAUGGUCGGUGCCUGGAGUCCACGUCUUGGGGAGACGCGGGCAACCUCAGCCACCAGGACCUGAAAAGGCCCGGCCCCAUGAUGAGUCGGAGCCUGAAAGCAAGGUACGGUGCUCUUAACUCCACAGCCCGGACCAUCGCGAAGAACUAUUGCCCCGGGCGACGG